Messenger RNA from Durusdinium trenchii, 1389 nucleotides. The record is from the annotation of a GenBank genome assembly. NCBI's taxonomy places the organism in Eukaryota, Dinophyceae, Suessiales, Symbiodiniaceae.
AAGCAAUGUGAAGCUGUAGCCAAGAAGCCGCAGCUUCAGUCAAGCAAGAGUACAAGUAACUCCUCUACUUGUGCUGAGCAUGAGCGCAGAUUGGCACUGGAUUAACUUGCCAGGAGAUAGAAGUGAACAGGUGGUUGCUGACUUGGAGGCAUUGGGAGGUGAGUGCGAGGAUGGCAACAGACCUGGUUUAGGUCGAGGUGUCAUUGUUGUCCAGACAAAUGCAACGUCCUCCUUUCAUGUCAGCUUCAGUCACACGAAUACCCUGCCCAUUCGCGGUACGGAUGUGCCGAGCUUGCGAUUUGUGGUUGGAAAGCGGCAGAACUCCAUGACAUCGGUGGGGCUCGGCAACCCGUACUUGAAGAAGGAGCCUAUUGACUUUACGAAGCAAGCAGAUGCUUUGCUCACAAACAAUCCUGAGAAGAGCCGGACCUACUGGUUUCUCUAUGACCGCAUUGUGCAAGUGGCAGCAAUGGGCAUUCAGGCAGUGCCUCAAGCUGAUGUAUGCCGCCUUCUUUGCCGUUUUCGUGACUCCAUAGGCUUUCGUGCAGAGGUCUGUGAGCAGGUGCGCUACAUCAUUGUGUCCUCGGGCAAACGUCCAGUUUCCCUGCGAAUUGUGCACAUUGGACCACCGCCAGACCUCUCCAUCCCUCGGCACCAGUUUGACCCGAUUUCUUGGGAAGAACUACCCUGGCAAGGCUGCAGCUGCGUUUUUCAACUGGAUGAAAAGCAUCUGGAGCUGAUGAAGCGUGUGCAGGCCUUGGUCUCGGCCUCACCCCUGGGACCCUUGUACCAGCUGGUGCCACCAGAAUGCAUUUGCCUCAAUGCCGUGCGGCUCUUGGACCCGUUUCGGCGGCCAGAGCUCAUCCACCAGUCGCAGAGUGUGGUGGCAGAGUGCUCUGGGGACCACGUGGACUGGGCAGCUUGCUAUGCCGAGGUGCAUCGGCGACUUGAGGCAGUCUUCCACUCUGCUCCCUGGACCUACUGGCCGAUGCGAUUUGAGCGUGCAGACUGUACAUCUGUAUUGCUGGCGCCAACAGGUCCCGGCUCGCAAGCAUGUGUAUCUUCUUGGGUCAAAGCGGUGGAAGAGGCCUGUGGGCUGUGCAAUGCAGCAACGACACGGGAAAUGCUCACAUUCUGCUUUGCCUUUGAGGUAUUUCCAGUUGAGGGCGAGAACGCCGCGCAGGUUCGGCGUGACCUGGUUCGAGAGAUCAAGAGCAUCUUGGAGAAGGAAUGGGACACCAUGGACUUCCGCUGCCCCACCCUUGCCGUGUGGCAAACGAAAAGCACUUGGCUCCCAUUUCAGGCCACCGCGCCCCCUUGAUGCACUCAUUUUCGUUUCACGUGGAGCUCGGCCUGAAACAUAGGCUUGGCAGCCACGAGCGAUGAAAA